CCUGCUGCCCAGUGCCUUCUCUUCUCCCGUACACGCCGCGUGCGCGCGCCGUGCUCUCUCUCGCUCGUCAGGACAACUGCGCGACCGCCGCUGCCCGACGCCAGGCGCCCAGGUCUCCGCCGACCCCUUCGCCGGAGACGAACGAGCAUCCACAGGUUUUUCUGUUAGUGAUUUUGUUCUCUGGUUAUCUGCUCCACUAGGGGAAAAAUGGCAAGCAGAGCAGGUGGUGAUGGCAAAGAAGCCAUAAAUGAACAAGUAGUCGCCAACACUUACACCAACAUGCGUACCGAAAUGAACCAGCUCUACACGAAGAUCACAGAGCUGGAGAUGGAGGUCAGUGAGCACUCCCUUGUGAUAGGCGCGAUCGAGCCACUGGAUCCCUCAAGGCGGUGCUACAGGAUGAUUGGCGGUGUCCUGGUAGAGAGGACCAUCAAGGAGGUCCUUCCUGCUGUAAAGCGCAAUAAGGAGGGCCUCGAAGAGGUGAUUGCCCGCAUGCAUGAGGCACUGGAGAGGAAGAAGAAAGAGAUCACCGAAUUUGAGCUCAAGUACAAGAUCAGGAUCCGGAAGGCUAACAAUGAUGCCAAGGAUGAAGGUGGCAAGAAGGAAGGCACUGCACAGGGAGUCCUUGUUGGUCCUGCCGGACAGUAAUAAAAUUUAAUUAGAGAGACCUGGAUGCUACGAGUUAUUAUCCUUUAGACAGCAGGGAGGUGGUUGCUCUUUGGUAGUUGUGUAGGCUUUGGGGUGACAUACUUCUGUAGAACCGGUGAUUUUGUGUAAAAUCCAAUAUUAUCCUUAGAUGAGGACCCCAUUGGGAAUUGGAAUAGUUUGAUAAGAUGUGAUAUGGUUUCUGCAUCUGUUCUUCUGUUGGAUCGGUUAUCCAAGUGUUUCUUCUUGUUGA
Sorghum bicolor (sorghum) is the source of this 898-nucleotide messenger RNA. Its product is annotated as probable prefoldin subunit 2. Gene Ontology annotation, molecular function: protein folding chaperone. NCBI's taxonomy places the organism in Eukaryota, Viridiplantae, Streptophyta, Magnoliopsida, Poales, Poaceae. The coding region runs from base 208 to 648 and encodes 146 amino acids. Gene Ontology annotation, biological process: protein folding. Gene Ontology annotation, cellular component: prefoldin complex; cytoplasm. The transcript is spliced from 2 exons. The record is from RefSeq and is a predicted model, not a curated record.